ACUGUGGUUACCAGAUACAAACGGAUACAAACAGCUCGGAUGUUGCUCCCUGUAUCAGCAUCUCAUAAGGAAUACUUUCUUUAGUUUCUUAACCUUUACCUCAGUCAGUGGAAAUGUCUCGAGCUCACGCAGAAAACGUCAUCAAAAACAUUAUCCGUGACAUCGUGCGGGACUGUGCGGUGAGAGGACAUGCGGUGUCCGACACUUUGGCUGCUUUCAUGGUGAAAGCUGUGGUGCUGGACCCCAGGAAUGGCUUUAAUGUGGAUCGGACCCUGACCAAACAGGAUGUGCAUAAACUAGAAGAGUUGUGUCUGGACAAACUGACGCAGGUGUGCAGUCCGUCCCUGGACACGAUCAAGAUGCAGGUCUCCUUUGAUGUGAAUUACACCUCCAGACGUGAGUUCCUGGGGGAGAUCCACCAGGUGAUGGAGUCCAGGCUGAGCUCAGUGAGCAGAGAGAUCACAGACAGCAGGGUGAAAACACGCGACGAGUUAGAAGCUUUGUACCGUAAGAUCGUCACGUACAUCCUGCUGCGCUCCGGGAUGGGCUCACCUGCAGACGUCAACACUAUGAAAGAAGCUACAGCGGCCCUGCAGAGCGUCUUCCCUCACGCUGAGCUGGGAGCCUUCAUGGUCCUCCUGAAGAGAGACAAAGAGCAGCAGCUCAAAGAGCUCACCAUGACCGUCACAGGGCUCAGACUCUUCAACCAGGCCACCACACAGGGAGAGGAGGAGGCCGACCUCAGUGAGCUCAAGCCUGCAGCUCUGACUGAAACUCUUCUAGCCAUCAGCACCAGCUUAGAAAACCAGCUGAGUUCAACACAGAGUUUGGCCUGGAAGUACACGGCUGUGCUGGAGAAGCUGACGGAUCCUGACAGUCGGUCUGCAGGGUGUGAUGUUCCCAUCGUGUUACUCAAACAGGCUCUGUACAACGUCAGGCAGCACGAGGGUUUCCUCCGGAUGUUACUGGCCGAUGCUCGUUUAUGUGCCAAACACCUUGAGAUCCUGCAGACCGAGUUCUCCUCUCAUGUGAAGCUGCUGAAAGAAACGGUGAAGUCAAAGACGGCUGUACCCACUGCCACUGUGUUUCCGCUGUUCACGGCUCUGUCCAAGCUCUGGUCUGGACUCCAGGAUGAGGCUGAGCUGCUGAACAUCCUCGACAAGAUCAGGCUCAACCUGCAGCCCUUCAUCGCCUCUCAGGCCCAGAUUUUCUCUGAGGACUAUUUAGACGGCCUGUUGCACGCUGCAGAGGUGAAGACAGAUGAGCAGAGAAUGAUCGAGUCCUCAGGCGAGCGUAUUGAUCCAGCUGAGAUGAAGACAAAUGACUGGCUCCGGCCUGAAACAACACCCAGCUUCAAGGAGCUCCCUCUGCAGUAUAACGGAGUCUGUGGAUACACACUCGUGAACAGGGACGGACUUUUACUUCCAGGUAAUCCUCAGAUUGGAGUCCUUAAGUACAAGGAGGAGCUCUAUGUUUUUAGCUCCAAAGAAGCUGCUUUAAAAUUUGCCUCCAGUCCAGAUGAGUUCAUUGAAGAGGUGGCAGAGAAGGCAAAGCUUUCCCCUGAACUCAUCCAGCUCCUCAAGCUGCAUCAACAGUUCUCCUGCAUCAGUCCGUACCCUGAGAUGCAGCCAGGAGAGACUUUACUGGUGAAGCCGAUCACCAAGUGUGAGAGCGGCACGCAGACCGACAUCCACCCGGUGGAGACAAACAUCGACAAGUCGUAUGAGUGGAACGAGUGGGAGCUGCGAAGGAAAGCUAUCAAACUGGCUGAUCUCCUGACCAAAGUGACCCACUCCACACAGACCGAUCUGAGCCACAUGAGACGGGAAAACGCCACUCAGACGUGGCUGCCAAAGAACGCCGCCUGUCAGAGUAAGAGAGACGGAGAGAGCAGCGUGCCCAAACCUCAGGUCUACCUGGCAGGACUGAGAGGACAGAGAGAUGGACACAUGGUCAAGACAAACCUGACCAGACCUCUGGAUGAAUGAUCAAGGAGCCAAACAAAGAUUUAAAAAGAUGUUUGUUGUGAAAAAUAAAAGUAAAUAUAAAGCAA
Molecule: messenger RNA, 2053 nt
Organism: Notolabrus celidotus (New Zealand spotty)
Lineage: Eukaryota; Metazoa; Chordata; Actinopteri; Labriformes; Labridae
Gene: cfap206
Product: cilia and flagella associated protein 206
Exons: 12
Coding region: 114-1988 (624 amino acids)
Biological process (GO): regulation of cilium beat frequency; sperm axoneme assembly; regulation of flagellated sperm motility
Cellular component (GO): ciliary basal body; axoneme
Source: RefSeq, a predicted model, not a curated record